Messenger RNA from Mucor mucedo, 1146 nucleotides. Its product is annotated as Alpha/Beta hydrolase protein. The transcript is spliced from 5 exons. The coding region runs from base 1 to 1146 and encodes 381 amino acids. NCBI's taxonomy places the organism in Eukaryota, Fungi, Mucoromycota, Mucoromycetes, Mucorales, Mucoraceae. The record is from RefSeq and is a predicted model, not a curated record.
AUGGCACAAACUGAUGCUGAAUUCAAUUUGCCUUAUAACCCUACACGAGUGAUUAAAAUCAAUAUCGCCACCUUUAGUAUCAUAUUUGGUUGGGUCACUUAUUUACCCAUCAUUGUCUCUUAUUUGUAUUGGCGUUACUGGGAACUUGGUACCAGACGUUUCAAAGAGAUAGUCAGUGUAGAUAUCCCCUAUAGUGAACACUCGAAAUUAGAUGUAUAUCACCCUACCAAGAAGAUGAUCCAUGGUUCACCCAUCAUCAUCUUUGUGUAUGGUGGUGCCUGGUCUUCUGGAUCCAAAUUAAUUUACACCACUUUAGCAAACACCUUGCGUGAAUUAGGUUACGUUGUUGUCGUUCCAGAUUAUCGUAAAUACCCUCAAGUCAAAAUCGAAGGCAUGUAUCAAGAUAUUCGUGACGCUAUCAAAUGGACUCAUCGACAUGCUGCUGAUAUUAAUGGCGACCCUGAAUUGAUCUUCAUCAUGGGUCAUAGUGCAGGUGCUCAAUUAACUGCUCAAGUAGUUUUAUCCGAUAUCAUCGAACAGGCUAAAUACAAUGAGAGUAUUCAAUCUAGAGAAUCACCCUAUGUAAGUCAAAAGCACGAUCCAUCCAUGAAAAUGCAAGGGAAUGAAGGUCAUAUGAUCUCUGACUCUAACCAGUACCAGCCCCGGGAUUUCCUGCCUCUUGUCGAAGGCAUUUUAUUAUUCUCUGGUAUCUAUGAUAUUGGAGCCCAUUUAGUGCAUGAGACUUCGCGGGGUGUGGAAAAGGUCUCUGCCAUGUCGCGCGCCAUGGGUUCAUCCACAGAGGGUUAUCUGAAGAACUCGCCACUGCAUUUGAUUGAAAAGAACGAAAAACUGUUUUCGGAUUCCGACGACCUGUUAGACUUGUGGCCACGUAUCCUGUUACUGCAUGGACAAAAGGAUGGCACAGUUGGCAUGGAUCAAUCUGCCAAUAUGUUUAAUACCUUGGGAAAACUCUUUUCUUCUGAGCGUAGACAAGAGUUAGAUGUGCGUAUGCGUCUAUAUAAACGUAUGGCGCAUGAAGAGCCUGUGAUUUCAUUAAUGUUAAACAAGUUUGCUAAAAAGAAUGAUCAAAAUCUACUUUUAAAAGAUAUUCAAGAAUUUAUCGAUUUACCACAAGAUGAAUCAUAA